UCACUCAGCCUCACAGAAAACUUCCAGUGUUACUUGAGCCGUGCUGCGGUGUGGAUGGUGUGGCUGUAGAGUUGGUGCCGUCACGCGUUCUCGACUGACAUUUACUUUCGCUUUGUGAAAUUUUCUAUAAUUUGACGAGUUACUAACCAGAGACUUCUUUGCUGUAUAAUAUAAACUUUUAAGGGUGCAGGUGCUCCUGGAGCCAUGCUUCGUAGGCUACGAUCUACAGCCUUGUUGCUGGCUGUGCUCCUGCUGGUUGAAGAAGCCCGUGGGUAUUCGACUGGCGCUCCUGCAAGCGCUUGCAAUUCCAUGGUUCCGAGCCACGGCGGCCAGGCUCCUCAGUCUACCCAGUCCCCCUUCCAGAUCACCCCUGGCGGCGCCAGUACGAACGGCAGUCCUGUGUCCGUAACACUGGCAGGAGUCUCACCCACCGCGAAUUUCAAAGGAUUCUUCCUGCAAGCAAGGGAUGCCAACACUAGCGUUGUCAUCGGCAGGUUCACCACCACCUCCCACAAGCUUGUUAACUGCGACAGCAGUAUCGAGAACGCCGUCACCCACCUGGACAAGACGCCCAAGCAGAGCGUCGUGGUGCAGUGGACGCCUCCUUCAGGCUACGCUGGCGACGUCACCUUCAGGGCAACUGUGGUGCAGGAUUAUAGCACAUUCUGGACAGGCGUCACGUCCGAGAAGGUGACAGUGAAGCGAUCAGUUGCUGAGGUCCCACCAUCGACCUCGAAAGCUCCGGCUACGACAACCCAGACAACGGCGCCAACUACAACAUCGGCAGUAAGCGGUGGAGUUGUCUUGUUACCUGGCGCUAGCAACCCAGGUGAUGCCGCCAUUAGAGUUGUAGAUGCCCCUCGUAGAGACGGAGUUCCCGCCAACAGCGAUGUGGUCAGUGCGUCCACUUUAACUGUAUCUGUCGCGGCUGUAGAGGAUUCCGAGUCUACAUCUCCUGUCGCUAUUAGAGUUGUAGAUGCUCCGCUAAGCGCUCAAAGCGGGCCUUCCGCUGCUGAGACUGAUAGUGAACUAACAGCACCUAUUUUACCCGAGUCUCUCGGUGCCGCAAACGAUUUUGAGGAAUCGCCUGCCGCUGCCCCAACUCCCUCCACUGGCGGCGCAACGACUCGUGCCAGGGGCCUGCUCCGGGACUUCAGAGGGCGGGUCACAACUGCUGCUCCCGCGCGGUCCGUCACAACUACGAGUUCUCCCAAGCGCGUCCGCAUUGCCGGUAGCAGCGCAGCCCCAAUGUACGUGGGCUGUAACUCCAAUAAAGGCUGCUUUGGCGUCCCGCUCAACUGCGUCGCCAGCAGCAAUUGUAAAGUUCUCUUUACCUACACGAAGUCUGAUGGGGGAUACCAUUUUGAAAUAAUGGGCGACUUCACUGGUAACCAAGGCAACGUCUACGCGGCAGGGGGCCUAUCUUUCGAUGAAUUUAUGGGCGACGACAGCGUCGUGGCAUGCGUGUUGAACAACGGAGUGGUUGACGCCGUGAUGACUUACAACCAAGGCAAGGACAACGUCUUCUUGAAAGAGCCGCACUAUGGCCUGACGGACAUCACAACGAGUUUCCUGGACGGCGUCCUUCUGUGCCGCUACACGCGUGCCGCCAGGCUGGUCGUGGGCAGCAACACGUACGACCUCGACAACGGCACCUUCCAUCUGCAGGUGGCCCACGGCCCUCUCGAUCAGGAUGGCACACUGGACUACCACGCCGCCAGGUUGGCAUCGGCCCAGGCAACGUCGUUGGGACAGUUCGAGGCGCUCUCAGGGGUUGACAACCAAAUUUUCCUGGUCCUGCACGCUUGCUUCAUGGUUGCGGCCUGGGUGGGCGCUGCUUCAACCGGUAUCUUCAUCGCUCGAUAUUUCAAGCAAACCUGGAAGAGCUACAAAACCUGCGGCAUCGACCAGUGGUUCCAUUGUCAUCGGUUCUUCAUGAUCCUGACAUGGGUGUUGACUAUGAGCUCGCUAGGCCUGAUCUUGUGGUACAAGCAAGGCUGGACCGACACCCCCGCGGACGUUAACCCUCAUGCAUACAUUGGAAUUGUCUCAAUAGCGUUGUGCUUCAUCCAACCGUUCAUGGCGGCACUGCGCUGCAGCCCCAAGGACUCCAGGCGACCCAUCUUCAACUGGCUCCACUGGGGCGUAGGCAACGCGGCACAGAUCCUGGGCAUCACUGCCAUCUUCUAUGGACUGGACCUGUACGGACUGCCCCGCUGGACCUGGUGGCUCAUGAUCGCCUUCGUGGGUGUGCACUGCCUCCUCCACAUCCUCAUGUCGAUCGGGGAGUGCGUGUCGGACUCGAAGGCCAAGAAGCAGGUGUCGGGAGGGCUGCAGAUGACGGAGCUUCACAGCAGCAGGGACAUGUUGCAGCCUCCACUCAACUAUGAUGCGCCCGGUGGCACCUUCCGCAAGGCUCUGCUGGCGCUAUACCUUGUCUCUGUUUGGCUCGUCGUCGCAGCUCUCAUCGCUGUCAUCGUCAUGGACGAAGAGCAGCUCGAGAAGCUGGGAAUAGACCAUAAUUAAAAGAUAUCUCUAUUUCUACAUAUCCGUGAUCAGUUAGACUAAUGAUGCUCUAACAUUAUAUCUACCGCUAACAAUUUGCGAUCAUUUCGCGAGACUGUGGAACAGCUGUCGUGUCAAUUCUCACAUUUCUUGAAACUGCAUCACCGAUGUCUCGUUUAUUAUAUUAAGGCAAUUCGUCAACUGUGAUGUCGCAGUCAAAUUUCAAGUUUUCGCUCACUAUUUUUUACCGAAUAUAGCUUUUUUUAUUCAUUGUUUGCUGCCACUUGCAUUUACUUGGUAACGCAGUAUUAAUCAUCAUGUGUCACGGCAAAAGUUCGAUACGUAACGACGAGUUUCACAUAUCAUGAAACGAUGCAUCUCUUCUAUAAAAUCUCGUUUCCAUAGUUCUAUAUUUACCGCUUAUGUCUUGAUGGCUCAAGUUGCAUUUAAUUCGUAACACAGCCGUCGUAGUCGUUCAUUUCAUUUUUUUUAUCUUAUCAUGGACACUGUUUGUCAUGUCUUCUUGUCUCAUGCCCGGCGAGCCCUUACUUAUUUGUAAGAACAGAUCAGAAUUAUAUAUGCUGAGUCAUGUCAAUGAAGUUGAUACUGAAAGCAAGCAAGUAAGUUAGUCUUGAAGCUACCUUGCCAAGUAAUUUUAUCAAGGUUACGAAAAUUGUUCCUAACUUUUCUUUUAUCUGUGGCAUUUUAUGCAUUUCCAUGACUUAAUCCUUUUUCUUAUUUUCAAAAUGUUUCGAUACACAGCUAGUUUCAAACGGUCUUUCUUUGUUUUAGUUGCACUACUAAAGAUUCAAAUAUGAAAGAAGGUAAGAAGCAUAAGAAAUUUCAAGUCUCCACGACUUUGUAAUUUUUUUUUAUUGUCAAUGUUGAAAUACACAACCUUUGUACAAAACCUUAGCGCGACCUCCCUUGUCUGUAGAAAGUAUGAUUAAAUGUCACCUAAAUAGUAAUAGAAAGAAAACUUCUUUGAAAAAAUGAAUAUAUUCAAUGGUAUUUGUGUUCUGGAGAACGCAGCAAAAAUAUUGCUUAAUGACCAUUGGCCCGAGCUUCUGCCCGGUGGAUGUCCUCUGAAUCGGGAGCAGGAGCUUCACCUGGCCAGCGCAAGCCAGCCCAGGUAGCACAGACAUACUGACGUGCUAGCUUCGUGCCUGCCAUCCUGUCAUAAAAUACCAACUCUUUGAGAUUAAUGCUUACCCUAAUAAAUAAUAAUUUAGAAAUAAGAAGCUGAAUAGUAGAGUUUUGAAUUAGGAAAAUAAAAUCGAAAAUAAAAUAAUCAGAAGUUAAACCUGAUGGUUUGUACACAAAUGCGUGCGGUGCCCCUUAGGAGAGAAAUUCAUUCACUGAAUUGUUAUGCGCGAUUUAUUUUUUAACGUGUCACUGUUGUUGAAUUUAUUUCUGAGGAGAUAUAAAUUCUGAGGAGAUUAUAUUAAUUAAUUAGAAUUUAUAUGCUGUCGAGAAGAUUUGCACCUCGAAAGAUGUAUAUUUUGAGGUAUAAGAUUUGACUUUUGAUGCGUCGAUUCAUGAAGAAGUCGACUGCAAAUGAUGCAUCAGUGAACAUGGACUUAAUUACUAUUGCCAUUUUAUUUGGUAGGUAUGCAUAAAAAUUGAGUACAAUGGGUCACGCUACUGUAAUUUAUAUAGAAAGCGUGAUUUGUUUGUGGCUCUCUCUCUCAUCGAAGUAAUGUGCUGUAUUGCACGUUUGUCAUAUCGGAAUUUGAUUCGGCAUGCUUACAACCAUCACGGAAAAUCGAAAUUGGUCUUACGUAUGCAAGCGCAUUGCAUGUGAAAUCUAGGGAUAUUUCACGUGUUGUUGAAACACUCACACGUCGGUUACGUCUUAGGCACAAAUCACCUAGCAGAAAAUAUUAACUGUAUUUUAGAUUAAAUUUAUGCAUUUUAUGCUUGUCGGUAUCGUGUAAGGCUAAUGUGGUUGUGAAUUUACAAAGAAUACAAUUGAUUGAUGGUGCGAGUAGCUCCGGUUGUGAAGACUAUGGAAUUAUGUUGCCUUUCUGAGACCACCACUGCCCUGCUUCGAAUAGACAAUCAUGAUCCCUUCCCUCAAGAAGGUGGCCUCCAACACUUCGGGAACUGUACCUUAUUAGUCGCAAGCCACCAUACAGAUCACAUCCAUUGAAGUAGAUUAGUAGAUAAACCAGCCUCUUGAUAUUUAAAACAAGUUGUUCUCACGGGCUGGUUACUGACGACAGGCUUAACCAGCAGGCUUAAUAAUACUGUAAGUGCUCUUGAAACCUGUAACGUUUCCUUGACAUCACCUAAAUCUUUCGGAGCUUUUUUACAAUUUUUUGUUCAUGUAGAUGUAUGUAGCUCAUUCUUAAAUAUUGUGUUCCAGAUGUAGGGAAAUUAUUUUCCGAAAUAACGUUCAUGUAUUUUCAUCACUCUUGCAUGUGUCUGGAUUUCUUUGGCAUGUUGAGUUUUGCCAUAGUUGGUAAACGUUUUCCUGUGGGCAAAUAAAGCUGUUGUACCGCAAUGUUGUGACGCCGUUGUUUGGGUGGUCACGUAGCACCGCAUUUACCGAUUAACUUGGAUUGUCAGCCAGAAACCAACGGGAAAGUACAAGCGGUUGUGCUCACUACAAUUUUGCAUUGUGUAAAGUCUAUAGUUUAGUCUAUUGUGUCUACUUCAGCAUUAUAUUCACAAGAGUAUU
Hyalella azteca is the source of this 5188-nucleotide messenger RNA. RefSeq names its product putative ferric-chelate reductase 1 homolog. The transcript is spliced from 13 exons. Gene Ontology annotation, molecular function: oxidoreductase activity, acting on metal ions. The record is from RefSeq and is a predicted model, not a curated record. Bases 205 to 2526 code for a protein of 773 amino acids. Lineage: Eukaryota; Metazoa; Arthropoda; Malacostraca; Amphipoda; Hyalellidae.